This is a messenger RNA of Xyrichtys novacula (pearly razorfish), 8117 nucleotides long. Lineage: Eukaryota; Metazoa; Chordata; Actinopteri; Labriformes; Labridae. The record is from the annotation of a GenBank genome assembly.
AUGGGAAAACUAAGGAAGAAACACAACUGGAAGGGAAGACAGCAGAGUGACCCCCAACAACCAUCAGAUGUGGAGAAGAAGACAGAGAUUAUUCUGGAUCUGAAAGGUGAAACCCAGGAGUUUGCUCUGAAAUACCACAGAGACGUGCUGCCUUUCUGGUUCAUAACAGUUUCUGGGUUUUGUUUCUUUAGGUGAAGAGAGGCUUAAAGGUGUAGAUGAGAGCAACGCUUUGGUCCUACCUGCCAGCAAAGCCAAGAAGCAGAAAGCUUUAGCGACACCUGCUUCCACCAAGAAGCCCCUCACUAAGAAACAGAAGAAAGAGCUGCAGAAGGUUCUGGAGAGGAAGGAAAAGAAAGCUCAGGUGAGAGUCAGAGGACACUAUUAUGAUCCAGUCCAUAAGGGGUUGUCUAUUAAACCACAAGAUCCGUCUGAGCUGUGUUAUUGUGUCGUUUUCCGCUGUUACCGACCCUCCAUGAAAAUAUUGGGCCAAAACUAAACAAUAUAAAGGUCAACCUACCUCUGCCAUUGACCUCUUCUGCUGUGUCUCUCAUCCAGAGAGCAGAUAUCUUGGCCAAACUAGCCGAGGUGCAGCUUCCAGAGUCUGAACUGAAACUUCUUUACACCACAUCCAAACUGGGAACAGGAGAGAAACUCUACCAGACUAAACAGUAGGUGGACCAGCUCAGAGUUUAGGUGACAUAAAUUAAAGUCAGUUCAGCAGCUGGAGCACAAACCAUAACUCCAGGGUGUUUUGGGUUAUUUUCUAGGUCAUCAGAUGAAGUAAAAGAUGGAGAGUCGGGGCCAAAGAUCAGCAGCGUCAGUGGAGCGAACAGAAAAAGAAAAUGGAAAGAUGAAGAAGAUGAGGAAGAGGAACAAAAGGGAGAGGAAAGCAGUGACCUGGACACCUCAUCUGAUGAAGAUGAGGAUAUUGAUGAGGAAGUGAAUGGGACUGCGGUGGGUGAAUCCAAGGAAACCUCCGAUCCCCCUGAGAAGGCAGAGGACAAACAGGAAGAGAAGGAAGAGCAACACAAACCAGAUCCAGAGGGGCAGAAUGAGAAGAAGAUCUCAGCUCCAGAGAAUAAGACACUGUCACAGCCGGCCAUUUUUAUACCUGUUGACAGGACACCAGAAAUACAGGUGUGUGUCUGUGUGUGAGUGUGUGUGAUCACUUCACAUAGGAGAAGAACAGCUGUGUGAGAUACCGUCAGGUUGUUUAACAUCUCUAAUCCUCUGCAGGAGGCUCGUCUGAAACUCCCCGUAUUGGCAGAGGAGCAGGUUAUCAUGGAGGCAGUGAAAGAAAAUCCUUGCGUUGUCAUCUGUGGAGAGACAGGAAGUGGAAAGACCACUCAAGUUCCUCAGUUUCUGUAUGAAGCCGGCUAUGCCAGGUGUGUUACACUCUGCUGAGGAGCUGGAAAUAAACUGGAUACUCAUCUUAAGAUGCAGCUUACAUUUUUAGGUCUUUUUCCAUGAGCUCACAGACUUUGUCUUCACUGUAUUUUCUCCUGCAGUGGCAGUGGGAUCAUCGGCAUCACAGAGCCAAGAAGAGUCGCAGCUGUCAGCAUGUCACACAGAGUUGCAAAAGAGAUGAAUCUGUCCACACGGUAAUAAGAAUUUGUUGACUGUAGAUACUCUGACCAUCUACAGAAGCUUGAAAGCAGUAAAAAGCCUAUUUAUGACAUUUUCUUUUUGUCUGGUUAUGGAAAUAUUGAGUUUCUAACAACAUUCACUUUUGUGCAUCUAUGUUUAGGGUGGUGUCAUACCAGAUUCGAUAUGAAGGGAACGUGACCUCUGACACAAAGAUCAAGUUUAUGACAGACGGUGUUUUGCUGAAGGAGAUUCAAAAGGUAUCGUCUUUGCUUCCCACCGAAUUAUUUUUAAAAAAUCCAUAUAGAGCGCAUGAUGGAGAAAGUUUUAAGUGUGUGGUAUGUCCAUGUUGAGUUUGUUUAAGUGUUUUUAAAAACAUCAGUUUACGUCUGUGUUUUAUCUUUUGACCAAGCAGACUCUAGACAUCAUUUUGGACAAAAAUUCUGCACAGGUACCAUAUUUGUGCCUCUGUGCAGAGUUCUUUAUACUUUAUUUAUUGGGGGGAUAAUGAGAGGGAUCAAAGAGCCCCUGUUUUGAUUAUGAGACACAAUGUUUUCACUGUGACAUUUUAUAUAGUUUCAGAAACUCAAACUCAAGUGGAAUCUCCUGAGUGGAUUUUUCAACCCUUUAUUAAAAAGAUACGACAGUGGAUAGGGUGGUACACUGAAAAAAGAGACAGCCAGUGGUUAGAUUUGAUCUGUGCAUGUGGUUGAACCACUAAUCUAAACUGACACCCCUAAAGUUGACUGUUUAGAAAACUUUAAACUAUGAAAAACUCAAAAGUAAAAUAUAGAUUAUUUUGUCUGUAUGCCUUGAAUGUUCUUGAUGUUUCAUCUAAGUUUCCUCAUCUCUGUCUUGUCUGGUAGGAUUUCCUGUUGCAGAAAUACAGCGUGAUCAUCAUUGACGAGGCUCAUGAAAGAAGCGUGUACACAGACAUCCUCAUAGGGCUGCUAUCACGAAUUGUCCCACUCAGAAAUAAGGUAAGAAAAUCUGCUUUUUUAAAAAGAAUUUGGUGUGUUAAGUUGCACCCAGGUUUUUUUGUUGUUUUUACAGGUAUGUAUGAUACGAGCUUUAACUUUGUUUUGUUAAUUUUGAAUUCCUGCAGAAAGGUUUACCCAUGAAACUGCUGGUCAUGUCGGCUACUCUGCGAGUGGAAGACUUCACAGACAACACAAAGCUGUUUCCAACACCCCCACCUGUCAUCAAGGUGGACGCUCGCCAGUUCCCCGUCACAAUACAUUUCAACAAACGCACCCCAAUGGAGGAUUAUACCGGAGAAGUUUUCCACAAAAUCUGCAAGAUCCACCGGAUGCUGCCUCCAGGUUUGCAUGCACACAGACACGUUUCAGAGAUUUUGUACUUGCAGUAAAAAUUUUUAUUUAAUGUAUGAGAAAAAUCACCAACAAAAGGUCACAUUAAGAUCAGCAAAAAGGUUUCAUGUCAAUGUCCUUACAUUUAAUAUUUGUUUAAAAUUAUGAAUGCAAUCAUUGUGAAUUGCAAGUAUUCAUGACAGCCAUAAUUGCCAAAACGUGUCCCUUCACUAUUGCUCUGAUUUGUGUCCCUCAGGUGGUAUUUUGGUGUUUCUUACGGGUCAGGCAGAGGUCCAUAGUCUGUGCAGAAGACUCAGAAAAGCUUUCCCUUUCAGGAAGGGGAACAUAACCACAGGUAAGUGUAACACCCUCGAGCCUUUGACACAGCUCUGAUUAGAGUUCGUUCUGGAUACAAACAUAUCUUUGUUUUUAGGUGAAGAUGAGGAAGCAGACACUUCAGAGGCCAUGAGGAAGUUUAAGAAAGCCAAACAGAAGAAACCUGUUGUAAGUCCACUAAAAAAAAACGCCCAGGAAAGCCUCUGACCUUCAUUCUAGAUGGACAUUUCUUACAUCUGUGCUAUACUUCAAGAGUGUUAUCUCUGUCUCCAGUCUUUGCCCCGAAUCGACCUGGAUAAUUACUCCGCCCUUCCAGUGGAUGAAGGAGACGAGGAUAGAGAGGCAGGGAUCGGAGAUGAGGAGGAUGACGGCUCUGAUGUGGACAUUGGAGAUGACCCUGCAGAUGGAGGCAAGCCACACCAAAUGAAUCAUUCUCCACCACCAAUUUUGAUUGUAAUCAAAACAAGUGCCAUCAUUAAUUGUCCUUUGUGUUUUGUUUCUGUAGAGGUGAAGGCUGACCCCUCUAUCCCUCUCUUUGUUCUCCCUCUGUACUCCCUGCUGGCUCCAGAGCAGCAGGCUAAGGUAAGAUUAAUAAGGAUGUAUUUCUACAUUACUGACAAAUGUAAGUGUGGAGCCAUGAGAAUGAGUAAUGAGAAAUAUAUUUUAUUAAGAUCUGAUGUCAAAAAUCACAAUGACAAAUGUGCAGCUGUGCGCACUGAACAGGUUCAUACAUAUUUGGUGGUGGUGGACGGCUUCUCUCUCUUCGCUGCAGGACAGAAAGAUUCAGAAGAUCUUUUGUACCCCCAGCCAUCAGACUUUACAACUGUUUUAUAAAUAUUAGAUUACUUUGGAGACAUGACAAAUGAGACGACAGACAAUUGAAUUUCCCUUCAGGAUCAAUAAAGUUAUUCUUAUCCUUUUAUCAAGUAUCCCAAACAGAGUUUCCAAAUGUCCAAAUGUUUGGGCUUAUGCCAUAGCUGCUGACUAUUUUAACUUCACAGAUCACAGAUGUUUGCUGAGAGUAGUCUCAAAGCACCUUGAUCUGAGGAUGUAGAGGAAACACCUCAGGAUUUUACAUUACAGAGUAAACUAAUAAGAUAAGAGUACAGACUCUUGCUGUCUUUAAUAAAAUGCUUAUAAUCUUCAAGGUAAAAAGCAGUAAUGUCUAAAGUGAAGUCCUUGUGACACAAUAGGCCACAAUAAAAUAACUUUUACUAACAUCAUGAGCAUGUGCGUCAUCCAUCUGCAGGUGUUCAGGCCUCCUCCAGCUGGGACUCGUCUUUGUGUGGUGGCCACCAACGUUGCCGAGACGUCUCUGACCAUCCCUGGAAUUAAGUAUGUGGUCGACUGUGGACGAGUUAAGAAGCGUUUCUACGACCGAGUGACCGGAGUGUCUUCUUUCAAGGUCACAUGGACCUCACAGGCGUCAGCCAAUCAGAGGGCAGGUAGAGCAGGACGAACUGAGCCAGGACACUGCUACAGGUGUGGAUAUUUUCAAACUGUAUGACUAUGUGUAAAAUAAUGAGGUUUUUUUUUUGUGCCUGAGGAGGAUGCUCACAUGAGUUUGCUUUCUGUCUCUGUGACUUUGGUGCAGGUUAUACUCCUCUGCUGUUUUUGGAGACUUCAGUUUGUUCUCAGAGGCAGAGAUCACUCGCAGACCUGUGGAGGACUUGGUUUUACAGAUGAAGGACCUCAACAUAGAUAAAGUCAGAAUAAGUAUAAAACAAUGAACUCACAUUAUGAGCAGGCUUGUUACUGAAAUGCUGCUGAAUGCAGGAAAAAAAACAGCCUCAUUAUGAGUUCUUCUUGCCUUUUCUGCAGGUGGUUAAUUUCCCGUUCCCCACGUCUCCUUCUGCUGAGGCUCUGGUUGCAGCGGAGCAGUUGCUGGUCUCAUUGGGAGCUCUAAAAGAGCCGCCUCACACCGGGAGGUGACUAAUGUUUUCAUGAUGUGUAUUUACUUGCUCCAAACAAAAUCUCCGUAAUACCAGGGUCACAUAACUAUUUAUGCCAACAGUUUUGUUGAAGUUUCUUGCAUGACACUCGAAAGUUUAUCAAAGCUAUUUCCUGGUAACUUGAUUAUCAUUUAGCUAAAUUUAAAUAGUUUACAGUGAUAUUACAUGACCUCAAAUUACUUUUUUGCAACUUGAAGGUUAAAAGAGAUGAAGAGAGCAAAGCUGAGCUGUCCCAUCACCUCCCUGGGCAGAGCUAUGGCUUCCUUCCCUGUGGCUCCACGUUAUGCUAAAAUGUUAGCUCUGGGUAAGCAGCAGGAUUGUCUACCAUAUGUCAUCGCUGUGGUAGCCGCCAUGACAGUCCGGGAGCUCUUUGAAGAUCUGGACAGGUGAGAUUGAACUUCUAGUAGAUUUUUUUUAUAUCAGUGAAUAGAUACAUUGGUUAAAGUGAGUAUAUUUUAUUUUACCUAAAUAGAAAACUGUAAAAUCAACACUUUAACACCAUUAAUGGUCUCUCUUUUCUCCUCAGACCUGCAGGAAGUGAAGACGAGAGCUCCAAGCUCACCCAGCGUCGAGCUCGUCUCACUCAAAUGAAGAGGUUGUGGGCUGGGCAAGGAGCAUCACUCCUGCUGGGGGACCUCAUGGUCAUGCUAGGUGAGUUUGCUUUUUGUAAAGUCAAAUAUCAGCAGGGUUGUAAAACAUUUACUAAUGGUGAUACACUGCUUUUUUUUUUGUUUUUACAUAUGUUGACAGGUGCGGUUGGUGCUUGUGAAUUUGCUGGCUGCACCCCAAAGUUUUGCGAGGAAAAUGGCCUGAGGUACAAAGCCAUGGUGGAGAUCAGGAGGCUCAGAGGACAGCUUACCAACGCAGGUACACACACACACACACACACAAGCACAUACUCAACCUUACACAGUGAUGUGCUACGGAAACCAAAUAUGCUCAUGUGCUCUCUUUCCAGUGAACACUGUAUCUCCAGAGGUGGGAGUGUUUGUGGAUCCAAAGAUGGCUCCCCCGACAGAACACCAGGUGGUCUGCUUACGUCAGAUUGUUCUGGCUGGACUGGGAGACCAUCUUGCAAGGCGUGUGCAGGCAGAAGAUAUCCUGGACCCAAAGUGGAGAAAUGGAUACAAGGCAAGUUAGUCAGUGGGAGUGUGUUUGAGAUCAAAGAGGGUCUGCAGUGCUCUCCUUCACUUCCUCAUCUUGAAUCUGUUUCUGCUCAUAGACGCCUCUCAUGGAUGAGCCAGUGUUUAUCCAUCCCACCUCUGCACUGUUCAAAACUCUGCCAGAGUUUGUCGUCUAUCAGGAGAUCAUGGAGACCACCAAGAUGUACAUGAAGGGUAAAUGAGUUUUAUUAAAACUUGUCAAGUAUCUUUUCGGGACGAAGAAAAAAGAAUUAAAAAACACAGGAACUUUUUCUGAACUUUUUUUUUCAAAUCCAGGAGACAGUUUGAGGAAAUAACAUUAAUGUUGCACGGGGAUUCAAGCAAGGCUGACAUUAUAUAUAAUCAUUGUUGCAUUUAUAAUUUUUCAGUGAAAACCCUGAAAUCGGUUAUUCGAGGUUCAUACAGUUGGUAGUUAGGAGUAAAACCGGUCCUCCUCAAGAAAAUAUGUAAUGAUGGUGAGGACUUGGACUCAAUUUAAAUUCUUUUUUGGUGACCCAGACUUCGACUUGAACGUGGGAUCUUAUAGGGUCUCCUUGGCUUUUACAGUCGGCCUCAAGUGGACUCUCAAGGAACUGCAGCUACUGACACAAACACAAUGGCUUCAUUUUUAAUGGGUUGCUGUGUGGUCAAAAUUCACUCUCUUUCUCAGAGUUCAAACAAAGUUGUAGUUAGACAGGGAAAUGAGACUCGAGAUUCACCAUCAUAGAAUUUCUUCAUUAUUACAGUAAUACAGUAGAACAUCUGCAAAUUCCAAGUGUUAACACUUGUACAACUAAAAACAUUUGGUUUAAUAGAAGUAGUGACAAUAAGGCUUUUCUUGAGUAGAUGUGCUGCUGCAGUGAUUGAAUCUGUGUUUAAUGUUUUAACGUGGUGAAAUUCUUUCUCCCCGUCAGGUGUGUCAGCAGUCCAGGCAGAGUGGGUCCCCCAGCUUCUGCCUCAGUAUUGUCAUUUCAGCCCCCCGAUGGAAACACCAUCACCAUGGUUCUGCUCAUCCACCGGCACCAUCAGGUGUCACCGUGCAAGCACCUUCUGUACGUUCACAGCUGAGGACUUGUGAGGUAGAAUAGAUGGUCUCUUUUCUAUAUUAAUUCAUUUGAUUGUGUCCCUCCUUCAGUCCGUGUUGGGUGGCAGCUGCCAGCAGUGGAGCAGGAGUAUCCAGACGGUCUGGAGCGCUACAAACUGUUUUCAAGGUUUCUGCUUGAAGGACAGGUACGGCAGAUACAAAUUUUUAUUAAAACAGUUAUACAGUCACACGAAUACACCUUUUAAGCCAAGUGUUGGAAUGAUAGUUUUGUCUGUCCUUUGCAGGUUUGUCCCAAACUUAAGAAAUACAGUGCCCACCUUCUGUCAAACCCCUCAAUCAUGCUGAAAACAUGGGCUAAGUGAGUUGAUGCUCCCUCACACAUGACUGUCUAUGAAGCAUGUCUCUGUUUUUGGUUAUCAAGUUAUUUUGUUCUCAAAAAUGAACUUUCUCAUUAUGAUGUGUCUUUGCUGCUUCAGGCUGCAGCCCAGGACAGAGGCCGUGCUGGAAGCGCUGGUGAAAAAGAGAGUAGACAGCAGAGACGCUCUCCUCACAGUCUGGAAAACUGAAGAUAAAUGUGAGGACUUACUGUGUGAGAUUUUGGUACCAGAGUCUAAUUUGAUCCACCUUAUUGUUCUUUAAUGGUGUCCCUCUUUUUUUGUCUCCUCCUACAGAUCUGUUGUCCACAUACUGCCAGUGGUUACCUGAAGCCUUACAUCAAGAAGUGGCCAAGAGUUGGCCCCCGAUAUGA